Messenger RNA from Gracilinanus agilis (Agile Gracile Mouse Opossum), 843 nucleotides. Its product is annotated as filamin-B-like. The transcript has 3 exons. Gene Ontology annotation, biological process: actin cytoskeleton organization. Gene Ontology annotation, molecular function: actin filament binding. NCBI's taxonomy places the organism in Eukaryota, Metazoa, Chordata, Mammalia, Didelphimorphia, Didelphidae. The record is from RefSeq and is a predicted model, not a curated record. The annotation marks the transcript as partial.
AUAGCAAAGCCAUUGUGGAUGGAAACCUGAAGCUCAUUCUUGGCCUGGUCUGGACCCUCAUUCUCCACUACUCGAUUUCCAUGCCUGUGUGGGAAGAUGAAGGAGAUGAUGAUGCCAAGAAGCAAACUCCAAAGCAGAGGCUGUUAGGUUGGAUUCAAAACAAGAUCCCAUAUUUGCCCAUCACCAACUUUAACCAGAACUGGCAAGAUGGCAAAGCGUUGGGAGCCCUCGUGGACAGCUGUGCCCCAGGGCUUUGCCCCGACUGGGAAUCCUGGGAUCCUUCGAAGCCUGUGGACAAUGCCCGGGAAGCCAUGCAGCAGGCGGAUGACUGGCUGGGAGUCCCACAGGUCAUCACCCCUGAAGAGAUCAUUCACCCCAACGUGGACGAACACUCGGUCAUGACUUACCUGUCCCAGUUCCCCAAAGCCAAGCUCAAGCCGGGAGCCCCCCUUAAGCCCAAACUCAAUCCGAAGAAGGCCAGGGCCUACGGCCGAGGUGAGGACCCCGGCAGCCUGGCUUCCAGCUGCCGCUUUAGGAACGUUUCUAAUUUCGGGUGGGAGCUGUGGCUGAGCCUCUUUACGAGCUGGUUCCCACCUCUGGUGCACCCCAUUGUGUUUGCUGGGAUGCUCCUUCCCGCUGGAAAGGGAGUCCGUCAUUGCCAGCCUCUUCCAGACUUAGACUUUGCUGAAACCUCCUGGCAACGGCCUCCAUUUUGCAUUUUACAGCUCUGGGGCCGGUUUGUCUUAAAAAAGUAAAGUGAGGUAGAAAUCAUUGUGAGGAGAGCUAAUCCCUGAGCAUAAUCUGAUUUAUAACCUAGAGAAGGUAUAUUUUUCACAAAAGUCU